ACCGUUUAACUCUUACAAAGCAGCAGAAAAUCAUGACAGGCUGUCCAUGGCUAGGAGGAGCUCCAUCCCCCUUCCAUGUUAGAAUUCGAUGGUAUGACUUUUGUGUAAGAGUUUAACAGUACAAUGAGAUCUCAGAAGUCGCCAUCGCACGGCACUCAGAGCAGGCGACCGGCGCUUCUACAUUUGUUAUGCGUUGCUGCGCUCUUCGGUCUUCUCGUUUUCGCUCUUCAAUCCUCAUUCUUAACAGAUUCUUCACGAUCAGAUCUCAAUACCGAAGAAUAUCGUAUCUUAUCUGAUUUUCAGUUAAAUGUUCAGCAAUGCGUGGCAAGCAGAGGGCUUGGUCUCACUGCACAGAUAAUUGAUCAUUGUAAAUUGAUUCUUAAGUUCCCUGAAGGCACUAACAGCACCUGGUACAAUGAACAGUUUAAAAUUUUUGAGCCUCUGGAGUACAAGUAUGAUGUUUGUGAGGCAAUUCUGUUGUGGGAACAGUAUCGAAACAUGACCACCGUGUUGACUAGAGAAUAUCUGGAUGUGAGGCCAGAUGGGUGGAUGGAUUAUGCGGCAAAAAGGAUAGCACAAUUAGGAGCUGAUAAAUGCUACAAUCAAACUUUUUGCGAAGAGCAUCUUAACAUAAUUCUACCUGCAAAUCCUCCUUUUCACCCACGACAGUUUAACAAAUGUGCAGUUGUUGGAAACUCAGGGGAUCUCUUGAAGACAGAGUUUGGAAAAGAGAUUGAUAGUCAUGAUGCUGUUAUAAGAGAUAAUGAGGCUCCUGUUAAUGAGAAAUAUGCCAAGCAUGUUGGCUUGAAGAGGGAUUUCCGCCUUGUAGUAAGGGGUGCUGCUCGCAACAUGGUUAAAAUUCUAAAUGGAUCAACUGAUGAGGUACUUAUAAUUAAAAGUGUGACUCACAGAGACUUCAAUGAAAUGAUAAAGAGUAUUCCAAAUCCUGUUUAUCUCUUUCAAGGGAUUGUUCUACGCAGAGGUGCCAAAGGAACUGGAAUGAAAUCUAUAGAACUUGCCCUUUCCAUGUGCGACAUUGUUGACAUAUAUGGUUUUACUGUUGAUCCUGGCUAUACUGAAUGGACAAGAUAUUUCUCUACGCCAAGGAAAGGGCAUAAUCCUCUUCAGGGAAGGGCAUAUUACCAGCUCCUUGAGUGUCUUGGUGUUAUAAGGAUUCAUUCUCCCAUGAGAGCUGAGAGAAACCAAGACUGGUCAGAUGUGCCCAGUAGAGAAAUAAUUGGCAGAGCUCAUGCAGCUGCUUUGCGAUUAAAGAGGAGUCAAGCUGGUCAGGCUGGUGGUUUGGGUCAGUUUGGUAGUUGUAAGGUGUGGGGCAACGUCAAUGCUGACAGCAGUGGACCUGUGUCAGGAUCUUCUGACAUGAGUGAUGUGAGGAAGUAUUCAAAUUACAAUAAAUGGGAAGUCAUGCCCUUUAAAAGUCUAAGAAGGGAAGCAAAGGAUCACUAUUUUCAGAUGGAAGGUGUAUCUCUAUACAAAAUGGAUGGCAAUAAGUUGGAUGAUCUGGUAUGUGUAAAGCAUCCGUUAAAAUCAGAGAAUUAUUUCCACCAAUUUCCCUUCUUUCUUGGUUCUAAGUGGUAUUGCGUGUGGUGAUGGUGGCAGUAAAACUUCUGGACCAGAAGGUCGUAGUGGCACAUGAUAUAAUAUCUGUAAUAGAAUAUGCAUUUAAUUUUUUUUUUUGAACGUGCAUUUAAUGGUAGAGUAUUUGUUGUUGGUGGUGCAUUUGGAUUUUGUUGCAAAUUAAAAGAACAUUUGUAUGA
This is a messenger RNA of Mangifera indica (mango), 1775 nucleotides long. RefSeq names its product sialyltransferase-like protein 1. NCBI's taxonomy places the organism in Eukaryota, Viridiplantae, Streptophyta, Magnoliopsida, Sapindales, Anacardiaceae. Gene Ontology annotation, molecular function: sialyltransferase activity. The transcript is spliced from 12 exons. Gene Ontology annotation, biological process: pollen germination; pollen tube growth. The record is from RefSeq and is a predicted model, not a curated record. The coding region runs from base 124 to 1608 and encodes 494 amino acids.